CGCAAAGGGGGAUAAAUCAAGUGGGGGGUCCACGGGUCGCCGGAGGGCAUCGAAGUGUCUUUAGGGCCUUUUUUGCUCAAAUUCCGGCGAUAUUUUGCCUGCGCGUGACGGCCCGCGUUUGCAGUAGUCGACCCAGAGGAUUGGGACACCGCAACAGCCACACAGUGCACCAAUUCUGUGAGAUCUAAGAGAGGCUUUGCGCACAUCCUCACCCAUUCUCCGCCGCCCACCUUUGCCCUCCACGAGAGAACUUUUCUUCCUUUACCCAUCGACAUGGCACAGAUUUACCACGGUUUCACGCACGUGGGACCGAACACCCCAUCUCCCUCUACUCCUUCCGUCCCUAAUACUCUGGUGUCUGACCCUGUGGUGCUACCACCAGAUCCCGAAGACACUACCGACACCCGACAGAUCACACCACCUAGAACCCGACGAGCGCGAGGAAGACCACCAAAGCCCAGCUGGCCACAUUCGUCGCGAAGCGUGAAUAAAUCGACUUCCCCUCAAUGUAGACCCGAUGGAAGACCCGAUGGAGUGAACAAAGUGCUCCCGGACGCCCAAACAUUUGACGAUGAAGAAACAACAGUGCUAGUGGAGAUGGAGUGGUUAGGAAAAGAGAAGGAUGGGUUAGAACAAGAGUAUAACGCGAAAAUAUCGCAGUUGGAAGAAGUCGAAAAAAGGGAGAUGGAACAGUUCGAACAGCGCGUGAACUGCGAGCGCCAGAAUCUGAGAAAGCGCCACAGGGCAGAGCGAGAGGGAAAGACAGCACAGUAUGAUCAACAAAGGACGCGAAACGAGAGUAAACAGAAAGAGGCGCAGGAACGAGCAAAGGAAAUUAGUGAGAGGCGACGGACAUACCUACUCAACCAAUUUCACUCAAAGCAAAGUUCAGUGCAGCCUUGAUAACACUUAUUCUCAGUGAACAAGCUCAACCUAAGACGCUGGUGAGAGUUAGUAGGGUAUGGGUCGGUAAGAAUCCCGGCUAUUGGCAGGAUACCGUUGCGACCUCUGUCACGCGGGUCUGCGUCGCAAUUACCUUGCCGCCACGUUCCGAUCUGACCGGACGAUUUUUUUGUUUGACUAAUCGCUGAUCCAGAUCACUUCUUUUCAACUAGCGCGGCCAUAGCAAAGCGUUGCUGCCCAACGGACUUUUUCGAGAGUCGGACAAAUGGUGGUUAUUGAAUAUCUACGUCGCGAGGUCGGGCUUGAUUGCUUUCACGCCGUGCCUCUAGUUAGUGUCAAGCUCUGAUGUAAUAUUCUGGCAUACGCAACAACUAGCGCGGGAGUGUGUAUUUCCUCACCCUAUCGUUGAGAAGGCGAGAGUGUGGCCCCAAGAAUGGCGGUACAGGUGAAAAUGCCCAUAGAAGGGUCGAUGGUCUGUCUGAAACCGGAGCCAGUAACAAGGACUGUGUUGGCCCCUCCCAGUUCCCUAAGGGCAAAUAAUCUACUCUGUUGGCUGGUACGAGACGCGCAAGGGUUUUAUAUGAUGGGACUUUACAUUUCUUUCCGGAGACCACCCUACUUCGGCCGAUGGGAACGGCGUGAUGAACAGGUGGUAGAGAAUCUUCGAGGCCUGCCAGCAGAGAUAGCGUAAGUCUCGCCGUCUACAUAGCCCUUGCCUCGGAAUGGAAAAAGUAAGUCUCUGCAUAAUUGUCGAAUCUAGGCACCACUUACACAAUCCGCAAUGUAAGGAAACAUCCCCGGCCCUGUUACGAAACUGGAAUUGGUUGCACUGUGGCGUC
Messenger RNA from Cladophialophora immunda, 1742 nucleotides. RefSeq lists its product as hypothetical. The record is from RefSeq and is a predicted model, not a curated record. NCBI's taxonomy places the organism in Eukaryota, Fungi, Ascomycota, Eurotiomycetes, Chaetothyriales, Herpotrichiellaceae. The coding region runs from base 274 to 903 and encodes 209 amino acids. The transcript has 2 exons.